Lineus longissimus is the source of this 1065-nucleotide messenger RNA. RefSeq names its product neuronal acetylcholine receptor subunit beta-3-like. Gene Ontology annotation, cellular component: plasma membrane; neuron projection; synapse. Lineage: Eukaryota; Metazoa; Nemertea; Pilidiophora; Heteronemertea; Lineidae. Gene Ontology annotation, molecular function: transmembrane signaling receptor activity; excitatory extracellular ligand-gated monoatomic ion channel activity; transmitter-gated monoatomic ion channel activity involved in regulation of postsynaptic membrane potential. The transcript has 2 exons. The coding region runs from base 44 to 1042 and encodes 332 amino acids. Gene Ontology annotation, biological process: nervous system process; chemical synaptic transmission; monoatomic ion transmembrane transport. The record is from RefSeq and is a predicted model, not a curated record.
CAAAGAAUCUUCGAAAAGUGACAUAAAGGUUCAUAGCCAUGGAAUGAUGCAGUGGACGGUUACUAAGACAUUUUCCGUGAGCUGUACGUUCGACAUGACCAUCUUUCCCUUUGAUACACAAAUCUGCGCAGCAACAUUCGGAUCUGUUACCCAGAAAGGAAGCUCUUUAUAUUACAAAAAGGCAGGAUACUCCACCUGGGAAUUCGCAAUGCCGAACACUGAAUGGGAUCUUGUGAAUUUUACCGAUUCGGCAAUUGUGGUUCCAAUGUCGGUUGAAUUCAAUGAUGCGGGCAGUGUCUACAACUGGACGGAAGCAGUGUACAGAGUAGAUUUAACUUUGAAGCGGCGGACUGGAUAUUACUGGGUAAACCUGAUCACACCGUGCAUGUGCUGCUCCUUCCUCGUGGCCAUGACCUUCUACAUGCCGUGCGAUGCCGGUGAGAAACUCUCCUUCAGCGUCACCGUCUUGCUCGCCUUUACCGUCUACCAACUGAUCAUAGCGGACAACCUGCCCAGGUCUUCCGACAGGACGCCAUUACUAUCUAUCUAUCUGACCCUACUGACGGGGCUGUCAGCAUCUGCUGUGACCUUGGCGAUGUUCGUCCUUAACCUUCACCACCAUGAUCCCAACAAGCCCGUCCCCAGCUGGAUGAAGACCCUGGUGUUCAACUGCUUGGCUACCAUCACGUGCAAGAGGAAGGCCGUGCGUGAACUUGGCCUGGUGGACUCCCCCGACCAAUUGAAUCAGGUGCAACCCAUCUGCCUGCAAAGUCCCCAUCCAAAGGUUGCCUUCGUUGAAGGCGCGAGCAAGGGUUCAAUCACCGAUCUCCAUGAUCUUCUAAAGAAGAGCAAUGUCAUCAGCCCUGACGGAAACUCCGAGGGGACGUAUGGGCCUCACUGGAAACUAGCGGCAGAGAUCAUCGACCGGUUCUUCAUGAUUGUCUUUCUGUGUUCUACUCUCGCGCUGACAGGUGCCAUCAUGUUCAUUAUGCCGUAUUUGUACGUCUCCAGUCUCUUUGAAGCUUUUAUGAAUUACUCAUGAGUUUCGUUUCUCAAGUGUGUGUG